Molecule: messenger RNA, 1512 nt
Organism: Phytophthora nicotianae INRA-310
Lineage: Eukaryota; Oomycota; Peronosporomycetes; Peronosporales; Peronosporaceae
Exons: 1
Coding region: 1-1512 (503 amino acids)
Source: RefSeq, a predicted model, not a curated record
AUGGCUGAAGAGCAGGACAUCCGUGUGGGCGACGGUCAUCAAACGCGAUUGCUGUACACCGAAACUAGCUCGGUCGCAAAUGCUAACCGGUUGUUUGGUGCAUGCCACAAUGGCAACACGGUAAUCAUGAUCAACCCUCGGCCAAGUAUCUUUCGGCCAUACAUCCGCGUACCGGAAGGUAUGUACGCUCUUGUGCAGAACCAAGGGCGUGAUAUGGACUACACGAAAGUUGGUGUGAAAAAUCCUGUAUGGCCUGCGGGGUUUCACUGGGCCGGACCGUGGACACAGGUUUCCCACCUCAUCACGAAGCAAUUCAUUGUAUUUGAGACGCCCAUCAAAGGCUGCAAGACAGCAGAUAACGUUACGGUUCGCAUCGACAUAUGCCUCAUCUUCCGCAUCAUGGGGGACAUGUCAAAGGGGGAAGACCCAAACCUUGUACGGCGCUUUGUGUACGAACUCGGUCCUAACGGUCUGGAAGUACAGCUACGUGCCGCACAGGAUGAAGCUGUACGAGCAUUAGCUCGAAGUGUUCAGCACACGGAAGUGUACAGACUUCGUGACGGUACAAUGCAGGAAAAAUUCCACACCGGUAAUCUCGCGACACUCAAUCGUGAGGAUUUCAAUCCAGUACCAACAAAAGUGAACAUAUUUGAUGAGUUGCCCAAAGAAGAAGUGAUAAACCCCGACGCACCCAAGCCUCCUCUUCCUGGUCAGCAAACACCGUACUACGUUACGGAAGAUAUCAAGAAGAAUCUCAACGCACAGUUCAACAACUACGGCGUGCAGAUCACUAGUGUGGCCAUCACCAACGUGAAACUUCCACCGACGUUCGUGGAGCAGAUGCAGAGUCGUACAACACACUUGAGUACGAUUAAGGAACAGAACAUGAAGCAGAUGAACGCCAUGCAAUUGUUAUCGUACAAGGAGGAGAUCGACACGACCAAACUAGCGAGAAAAAUGAUGUUGAUGGAGGAAGAGCAAACCGGAAAAGCCAAAUGUGCAGAGAUUCAGAAAGAGAUCGACAUGGUUGAUACAGACACCCGCGUCAUCCAGGAGCAAAUUGCGCAGGAGACUCGUGUACAGUGCAACAAGAUCGCUGCCGAAGCCUCGUUAGCUAUCGAGAAGAUCCACGCUGAUACGAAGCGCAUUUCGAGUGAGAUCGCGUUCAGGUCCGACACGGAUAUCCGUCUCGUUCAAGCUGAAGAGGAAGCGUGCAAAAUGCAACUACAAGCUGAGAUCGAGGAGCUAACCAGUGGUGGAGAGGCGAAAGCAAAGGAGAUCGUAGCUCGUGCUGAGGGAUCAGCUGCGAAGAAGUUGGAAAAAUAUCGCGCACAUCAGCUUGAUAUGCAGCGCUUAGAGGUGCUCGACUCUCUGUCGCAGAAUCCGAAGACAGUAGUCACCGGCAAUGCGUCUAACAGUCUGCUAGCUGAAAUGAUGGUGGCGAACCAGCACGGCAAAAUCAUGUUAAACAUAGGUGAGGGAGGCUUCAAAGGACUAACGCAGGCUUCUUAA